AUGACUUCGUCUCAAGAUGGGGUGGAAAAGCCAGCACUAGCGGAGCAGAAUGGCGGCGAAUCAACUCUCAGUCUGCGACCAGAAUCGCAGGCUAAUAUAUCUGGGAUGAAGUUGUUUCUGGUCAUGUUUAGUCUGACAUUGGCAGUAUUCCUUGUGCUGCUGGAUUCUUCCAUAGUCGCCACAGCCACUCCAAAAAUUACUGGCGAGUUCCAUUCACUAAACGACAUUGGAUGGUAUGGCACAUCGUAUCUUUUGGCAAACUGUGUAUUGCAGCCCCUUAGCGGAAAGAUCUAUACCUACUUUAAUGUCAAGUGGACUUUCUUAGUCUUCUUCGCAAUCUUCGAGUUGGGCUCUGCAAUAUGCGGGGCUGCAACUUCAUCCAAGAUGCUGAUUAUUGGUCGUGCGGUCGCUGGGCUAGGGUCUUCGGGACUUCUCAAUGGUGGCUAUACGAUCGUGGCUUUGAUUGUACCAGUUGCCAAGCAAGCCGGUCUACGGGGUAUUCUCAUGGGCCUUUCCUUCUUCGGCCUUUUGGCUGGGCCGCUUAUUGGUGGUGCCUUGACCGAGUAUACGACUUGGCGGUGGUGUUUCUACAUCAAUUUACCUUGCGGUGCCUUGAUCGCACUUUUUCUUCUGCUAGUGCCUAUUGUUGAUCUACGAGUCGUUGAUGAUGGAACCCAAACGAUCACACAAAUCUUUUGGAAAUUGGAUCCUAUUGGCUUUUUUCUUUUUACUCCAACCAUUAUAAUGUUCAUCCUAGCACUAGAGUGGGGUGGCACCGACUAUGCCUGGGGAAGUGCGAUCAUUAUUGGUCUAUUCUGCGGCUCGUUUGGCAAUCUUCUCGUCUUUGUGGCCUGGGAACGUCACGUAGGCGCUAAGGCCAUGAUUCCACUCUUUCUCGUCCGCCGCCGCGUCAUCUGGAGUAGCUGUCUCAACAUGGUUUGCUUCAUUGGAUGCACAUUUACCACAGCAUUCUAUUUCCCUGUUUACUUCCAGGCGGUACGAGAUGCUUCCCCUAUGCAGAGUGGUGUGGAUAUGCUACCCCAGAUCGUCACCAACAUGAUCGUUACCAUCAUCACGGGUGCUUUGAUCAAUCGUGUAGGGUACUACUUGCCUUUCGCUCUCGCUAGCGGCGUGUUCACCUCGGUCGGAACAGGUUUGAUCUCUACGUUGACGCCCACUUCAUCGACUGCAAGAAGGGUAGGCUUUCAAAUAAUUGCAGGUUUUCAGGGCCUGGGCUUUCAAAUCCCGAUUCUCGCAGUCCAAAACGGAGUACGCAGAGAGGAUGUUUCUGUCGCUACCGCACUCGUUGUUUUCUCACAGAACUUAAGUGGUGCAGUGUUUUUGUCUCUGGCUAAAGUGAUAUUUGGCGAAGAACUACGGUACUUCCUAUCUCUUUACGCCCCAACUGCCAACUCGUCUGUCAUCGUUGCCGCUGGUGCAUCAGCUGCCGAUGUCAGGAGCGCAACACCGGUGGAAUUACUAUCAGCUGUGCGGUUGGCAUAUAGUGAUACCUUUGACCGUGUCAUGUAUCUCGCCACUGGUGCCGCAUGUGGCGCCUUUGUGUUUGCAACAGGGAUGGGCUGGGUACGGAUCAACAACAAGAAGGACGAUUGA
This is a messenger RNA of Truncatella angustata, 1614 nucleotides long. Its product is annotated as efflux pump. Gene Ontology annotation, molecular function: transmembrane transporter activity. The record is from RefSeq and is a predicted model, not a curated record. Bases 1 to 1614 code for a protein of 537 amino acids. The transcript is spliced from 7 exons. NCBI's taxonomy places the organism in Eukaryota, Fungi, Ascomycota, Sordariomycetes, Amphisphaeriales, Sporocadaceae. Gene Ontology annotation, biological process: transmembrane transport.